GUUCCUCUACUGUGUAGUCAUUUCUGUGGUGUUGUAACUGACGAAAAAGGAAGUUUGGUGGCGUUAGUAUCGUUAAUAUUAAUCAUAAUAAAAAUACUCGAGGGGAGUUGGCUUAAUUUUAGGCUUAUUCCGGUUACAGAAAAGAAGUAAUUAGACAAUUUAUAAGUAUUUACUUUAUUUAACAUAUUUUUAACUUUCUGUUUCAAAUUACAGUUUAUAACGUUAGGAAGCUUAAUUUUAUAGAAUGGGAAGCAAGGAUGACGAAUACGAUUAUUUGUUUAAAGUUGUUUUGAUUGGAGACUCCGGUGUUGGAAAAAGUAACCUCCUCUCCAGGUUCACAAGAAAUGAAUUCAAUUUGGAAAGUAAGAGCACCAUUGGUGUGGAAUUUGCUACUCGAAGUAUACAAGUAGAUGGGAAAACAAUUAAGGCUCAGAUCUGGGAUACUGCUGGACAAGAAAGAUAUAGAGCUAUCACCAGUGCAUACUACCGUGGUGCUGUUGGGGCUCUACUAGUAUAUGAUAUUGCUAAACAUUUAACCUAUGAGAAUGUGGAACGUUGGCUUAAGGAGCUACGAGAUCAUGCUGAUCAGAACAUUGUUAUUAUGUUAGUUGGUAAUAAAAGUGACUUACGACACUUGAGAGCUGUCCCAACUGAUGAGGCCAGGGCAUUUGCUGAGAAGAACAUUUUGUCUUUUAUUGAGACAUCUGCUUUGGACUCCACAAAUGUGGAAGCUGCCUUUCAACAAAUUCUAACAGAAAUUUAUCGAAUUGUAUCCCAGAAGCAGAUCAGAAAUGAUGCUGAUAAUGAUCCUUCUCCAUCAGGAGACAAUGUGAAAGCAAUUUCCAUUGCCCCAACUGAUAGCUCAGACACGCGUAAAAGACAAUGCUGUCAGACAUAGAUGAAGGUCUUGUGUCUCAAACUCCCAUGGUGCACCCUUGUUUUCGUUUAUAACUUUAUAUGUGGCCAAACUGAUUUUUUUCCUUCAAAAUUUGCCAGAUUCCAUAAGUCUGCAAUGUCCUUGUUUAGAGAGCUCUUGUACUUUAUUCUUAAGUUGAAAAUAAAUUCCUUGUAUUGUCUAUUAAAACAGAAAAAAAAAUCACUGGUGGAACAGUUCUCUAUAUUUGUAAUGUACAUGUGUUUGUAGAACUGCAGGGUAAUUCUUGCAGUCUAUAUACACUCGUCUUUGUGUUAGUAAUGCUUUCAUUAUAAAUGUGCUGCACUGCAGCUUUACAAAUAACUACCUUCAGCUGCUUGUGAGACUUUUAUAAUCUUCUAUUCUAGACUAACUGUUGAGAACUUUGAUUUAGAAAAUAGCUAAAGAAGCUCUGAAACAAGUUCACUGAACAGGCUUUUUUGAUAAUGACUAGAGUUGUGCAUGUCAUUAUGAAAUCAGAAAGUAAAUACCUAGUGCACAUUGCUUUUUUUUUUGAAUUCAAUAGUAAUUGUACUGAAACCAUUGUAGAAAUCAAGAUUUCAGUUCACACAAGUUUUUAUCAGUUGUACGUAUUAAAACUUUUGUUUAUUUUAUUCACAGCAUUUCACCAGGUUUACCAGGCAUCAUCAGGUGAGAUUUGUAUUUUCAUUAAUUACAUAUAAACACCCAAAGGCUUUUGGAUUCUUGUAAUGAGUAUUACCCAGAGUUUCUUUUAAAUUUCUGAAGCAUUAUUCGGUCUUAGUUCUCGUAUCUCACCUGAUGAUGCCAGGCAAACCUGGUGAAAUGCUGUGAAUAAAAUAAAAGUUUUUACUAUGUACAACUGAUAAAAAAACAACAAAAAAACUUGUGAAUUUGAAGUAACAUAUUUCUAUCUAAUCUCUAAAGAUUUUGGUUUGUUCUUUGGAUAACACUGUUAGUUUUAACUGAGAAACAAAUCUUUUAGUGAGUCACAUGGGAUGGAACUAUUCUAGAUAAUCCAGCUUUGUCAUUACACAUAAAUAAAAAAUUUAGUGAUUCAAAUGGGACAAAUCUAGGUUAGAAGAUAUGUUUUUGUCACUACACAUAAGUGGAUAUGUUUAAGAAAUUGUUAAUAGAGAUGUGUACAAAUUUAUGCCGAGCUUGUGUAUUUUAUGUGUUACAGGCACUUUGUUGCUACAUAUAGAGGAGUUUAAGACAGUAUCUUGAAAGUAUGUGCAGUUCUUUAGGUUUGAAUGGUCCAUGAAAUGUCAGACCUCUCCUGUACAUUAGUGUAUUUAGGAUAUAUUAAAAACAAGAAACAUUGAGAUGUUUUUGAGGGUGACAGUGACAUAGUAUUUUAUUCUUAAGCUUAAUCUUACUGAAUAUUAAAUGUAUCAGACAGUGAUAUAAAAUAUGUGCACUUCUUUUAUGUCUAAGAAAAAUAAAAUUGUUCCAAACAAACUUCCGAACACCAACCUUCUGUACACACUUUACUUAUUUAUGCAGAUUUCAUGUUUUCCAAGUUUUUGAUUGUUUCAUCUGUUUGUAGGCUUUGUUAAUUAGGUGUCAAAUAAAAAUUCAUAUUCAUUU
This is a messenger RNA of Limulus polyphemus (Atlantic horseshoe crab), 2482 nucleotides long. RefSeq names its product ras-related protein Rab-11B-like. Gene Ontology annotation, biological process: exocytosis. Gene Ontology annotation, cellular component: recycling endosome. Gene Ontology annotation, molecular function: GTP binding; GTPase activity. The record is from RefSeq and is marked predicted. NCBI's taxonomy places the organism in Eukaryota, Metazoa, Arthropoda, Merostomata, Xiphosura, Limulidae.